Trypanosoma grayi is the source of this 1488-nucleotide messenger RNA. RefSeq lists its product as hypothetical. Bases 1 to 1488 code for a protein of 495 amino acids. The record is from RefSeq and is a predicted model, not a curated record. NCBI's taxonomy places the organism in Eukaryota, Euglenozoa, Kinetoplastea, Trypanosomatida, Trypanosomatidae. The transcript has a single exon.
AUGUCAAUAGUGGCCUUGUUCGUCUCGGAGUGUGCUCGGAACGGUCGAUGGGUUCGCGGGCUUUUGGCGCUUCAAGGCAGCGUCCACUCCGAAGAUGUGGGCAUUGCCAAGGCCAGGAUUAACUUGGCGAGCAUGAUGGUGGAGAAGAACUGGUGUACAGCUUUGGCUCUGGUGAGGUCGACUGAUGUGUCGCAUCAAGACGAGCUGGGUCACUUUCUGUAUGUGUGUUCAAAGAGUACGUGUAUCCCUUCUACGAUCGCCAAUGACGUCACAGUCGCGAUGCUACAGAGUGCUAAGGGCAACAGCGAAGCCCAAAACCGUCUGUUUGACUUCGUAAUCAGGUGGACAACCUGGCACCAAGCGCUGAGAUUUUUCCAUCUGAUUGAGUCGCCAGAUAAAACAAGCAAAAAAAAGCUAAGUGAAUGGCUCAUGUUUAGCCGCAUGUUCGCUGGAAGCAGACAAAAAGACAACAUAGAUUCUGCACUUAUGCGACUCAAUAUGCCUGAAGUCAGCCACACCAACAUGACAAAAUGGAAUCAGUGGAUGAUAAAACAGACGGUUCCGGCCACGCAAAAACCUUCUUGGCAGUCAAGCGGAUCGGUCAAAGCUUUGGCAGCACUGAACUCCGGUGAACCCCUCAGCAUUACAUCUGUGAUUUACCUUGCAAAGGCAGCACUGAGAGGUGAACGAAUUUCGUGGAAACUUUCCUUAUCCCUUGUUGCUGGGAACCGAGUAGUGGAGGAAUCAAGUGAUGUUUUUGCGAAGGUGGUCGGUAUUUGUUGUCCUCAACUGUGGCAUGUUGCACUUGAGCGCUUCCAUGUUGAGGAGAAAUUAGCCUUGUGGCUGGCAUCUUGCCAUAGCUGGCGGGCCGCCUUGAUGUUAUCGCACAAGCUUUCACUGCCGAGUUGUGAGAAAUACGAUAUUCUUAGUCGUUGUGCGACCCCCGUCCCUUUUCUACGGAAGCUUAACGCUGUUUCUGGGGCGACGCAACGGAUCCGCGAACCGACAAAAAAGGCGAUUGCUUCAAUGCUCGCCAGCGGGUACGUUCUAGAGGAACUCCAGUUGAGUGCCUUCGCAAGGGUUUGUCAACGCGAUGGCGAUUGGGAGUCCGCUCUUUACCUCCUCGAUCGCAUCGGCACAGAGGAGUUUCAUCGACGCGCCAUUACAUGCCUUCUACAGCAUCAUCCGAGUAUUAAGGUGAAAAAUGUUCUUCGCCUUGUGAGUGAUCGCAACCCGGCGACCACCUCGACAGCCUCAAUGCUGAUGGGGCACUCCAGCGGUUGGAUGGAAGCUCUGCACGUUCUGCGUCACGUCAUGGCUCAGGGGACUAAGUGCAAUCCGCAAAUCCUUAGUGCACUCCUUGAUAAGCGACCGCCACCUGAUGUUCUCUCAGUGGUGGUUGCAAAUCUGAAGGGAGCAACAAAUGAUGGCAUCCUUCGCCGUCUUAAGCGACUGGAAGAAGAUGGGAAGAAACCCUCUAAGCAGUGA